AUGAUGAAGAACAUGUCCAGGACGAGCAAUCUUCGUGAAAACCACCUAUAUCAACUCAUUUGUGAAAAGCGCAAAGAACAAAACAGUCUUGCUGAGAACACGUCAACAACACUCUUUAAUGCCAUUGUUGCCGACGAAGUAGACGAAGACGACAUAGUCGUCAACGAAAAGAAGACUGGCUUCCCCCCCACCGUCAGGCUCUCUUCCCUUCGCCCGCUUAUCACUCGAUCUCAGUCGUCUCAAAACUCAAGCCUCGACUCCUCCUCCCUCUCUUCUGAGCCCCAGGACGACACCGAGCUCCUUCGAUCCCGCAUCCAGGCCGUCUUCCUCACCUACCGGUCUCCCAACACUACCCCCAAGCAGUACGUCAGCCAUGCUCAGCUCCUCGAGUCCUUCAAGGACCUCGCCGAUACUGUCAGCGGCCCCAACGCCUUCAGCGUCGCCUCCACCUCCUGCUCCUGCCAUCGCCCUCACUCUCACUCCCCCAGCUUCCCGUCAACCAGCAGCAUCCCGUCGGGCGAGCACGGGUCGGCCAAGAACAAGCCCCGCCCGGUGCACAACACGGCUGCGAGGGCUCAGGGGAGGUGCGAGUGCGAGGGAGUGCACGGGGUGGUGGAGAUGCGGAGCAAGAGAGGCUCGCGGCCCCCGGAGAAGGUCAGGUGCUCCAUCCAGUCCAGCUCGGGCAAGAUGAUCCUCUCCAUCUUCGGCGGCAGCGACUACGGGACGGAGGUAGGCUUCAUCCGGCUGGAGGAGUCGUACGUGGCGACGUACGGGGAGAAGCCUCUGACGUUUGCGGUGGGGCUGAGGUCGAGGAGGGAGUGCUUCGAGGAGAGCGAGAUCCACUUCUCUUGCCACACGAGCGUGUCGCGAGACAAGUGGGUGGGGGCGCUGAUCCAGGGAGGGAGCAAGAGCAGGAGGAUGCUUUCAAGCCUCCCUGCAGAGAUCGUGGGCGACGAGUGA
Molecule: messenger RNA, 960 nt
Organism: Guillardia theta CCMP2712
Lineage: Eukaryota; Cryptophyceae; Pyrenomonadales; Geminigeraceae
Exons: 1
Coding region: 1-960 (319 amino acids)
Source: RefSeq, a predicted model, not a curated record